AUGAUUACAUGGCAGAUAGAAGGCCAUGUGAUGAGGAGAAAAAGAGAGACACGAAUGCCAAUCUUGGUUUUCUCCCAAAAGAAAAUAAAAAGUCAAGCGAAAUUAAUUCAGGCUCUAUUUUCCCAAUUUUAGCUGGUUUUUCAAACUGCUUUGAAUUUCAAAGGAACAGACCCGUGUCCUACGUGGAAUCUUUAAAAGAAGGAAGUAAGGCUUCUAAACCGGGGGUGAACCAAAUGCUUGGGCCAGUUUGCUUUUUGCCCUCACGUGAUAACUUAAAUAACACGUGCGGGGUUGUGGGGGAAUUGAUGGGGAACGCUGUCGUCCCCAUCGAUCCCUAACAGCAAAUCCUCUGGGAAACAACUGCAUUUACAGUGAGCUAGUCGACUUCCUUCAAUGCAAGAAAAGCCCAAUCCUAGGUACGCAAGAUCAAAGGAAAUGCAGGGGUGAAGAAGACGACAGUCGGUGGAUAAACUAUGAAGUUUCUGAUGAGGAUAGCCUUUUCGAUGAAGAAUCCAGUAUAGGAAGUGUGGACGGGACUAUCCAAGUUUGCUUGGAGGGUGAAGAGAAUUUGUGCAUUGGUGAUUUGUUCACGGCAGAAAGGGUCAGCGAGACUCAGUUUCAAGAGAGUUCUGUUGUUAAAGCCGUUGAGCAGGUUAUGCAGGGGGAGAAAGAAUUCCGUGAAAACCUUAGUGGUCAGAUGGAAAUAAUGUUGGAAGGGCAAGUGCAAAAUGGUGUUAGCUUAACAAAUCAUGCCCGAGAUCAGCAAGGGUCAUCCUGUUUACAAAAGAGUGUAGACUUCUCUCUGUCGAGCAACAAAAGUUGGAAGAGCAGAGGAUGAAUGUACAGGGGAACUAUAGGACUAUGGAGGAGUCUCCUCCAAGGGGCACAGAAUCAAGAGCUGAAAUGUUUAUGGUAGCCAUGGAUCACAUUCAACCAGAAAAACCUGAUGUCUCGAUGGGCGACCAUGAUCUGAAACAGGGAGAUAAAGAACCUGAAAAUCCCCCUUGUGUUGUGUCUGCGCCUACUUUGUGUCCUGGAUGCUAUGAGGACCUCAUAAUCCCUGUGACAAACUUUCACAAUGAAGAUAAGGGCUUCAUGGUAUUAGCUGGUGAUGUUUUUGAUGUCCCUAUUAGGAAGGACAUUGUUCACCGUGUUGUACGAUGGCAGCUUGCGAAACGACAGCAGGGAACACAUUCAACAAAAACUAUUAGUGAAGUUAGUGGGACUGGAAAAAAGCCAUGGCGACAGAAGGGCACUGGACGAGCAAGGCACGGAACAUUGCGUGGGCCUCAGUUUAGGCAUGGUGCCACUAUGCAUGGUCCUAAGCCACGAACUCAUGCAAUCAAGCUGCAGAAGAAAGUUCGCCGUUUAGGGCUGAAAAUCGCUUUGUCAGCCCGUAUAGUUGAAGGAAAGCUUCUGGUUUUCGAGGAUUUGGAGGUCCCAACCCACAAGACCAAGAAUAUUGUGAAUUAUGUCUCACAAAUAGAGAACACCAAGAAACUUUUGCUGGUGGAUGGCGGUCCAAUAAAUGAAAAACUCAAAUUAGCUACACAGAAUCUUCACUACGUCAACGUUCUUCCUUCAAUCGGUUUGAAUGUCUACAGUAUCCUGUUGCACGACACUCUUGUAAUGACACGGGAUGCUGUUAAUAGGAUCGUUGAGCGGAUGCAUACUCCAAUUAACCGCUGAAGCAAUAACAAACAAACUGGAGAGCGAGGAGGAAUUUUUGUAUUUAUUUAAUCCUUUCUUAGUAGGAGAGUAGCAAACGCAAGAGAGAACAUCCCCCCUCCCCCUUUUUUUUUCGUUUUUUUUUCUACUUUUUUAUGCAUGUCUUCAAGUCUUAUUUAUCAUUUUCGAUGAAAUGCAUGCCUGUAGGUCAGACUUGAAAAGAAUUCCGGUAUCCAUACACAUGGUGGAAGAGGUACUACGAGACUGUCUAAUGCUUGUGAAUUGUGAUGUUAUCCUGAGGUCCAUUAUGGUAGCUAGUUUUUCAUUUGGUCUGUUC
Messenger RNA from Nelumbo nucifera (sacred lotus), 2005 nucleotides. Its product is annotated as Ribosomal protein L4/L1 family. Gene Ontology annotation, molecular function: structural constituent of ribosome. Lineage: Eukaryota; Viridiplantae; Streptophyta; Magnoliopsida; Proteales; Nelumbonaceae. The record is from RefSeq and is a predicted model, not a curated record. Gene Ontology annotation, biological process: translation. Gene Ontology annotation, cellular component: ribosome.